CUUCACAACCUCUCCCCUCUUGGACUUGUGUUGCUAUGUUUUAUUUCUGCUUCCUUCGCCAUGUUCCCGACCAAUAUUACCACUGAUCAGUCAUCUCUUCUUGCCUUGAGAGCUCACAUUUCAGUUGACCCUCUACAAAUCUUGGCCAAAAACUGGUCCGUUGGCUCUUCGGUCUGCCACUGGAUUGGAGUCUCUUGUGGCUCUCGUCAUCGUAGAGUGACUGCCUUGGACAUGUCAAACAUGGGCCUUACCGGCAUCAUCCCUCCACAACUGGGAAAUCUAUCAUUUCUUGUUUCUCUUGACAUGAGUGCGAACAACUUCCAUGGAGAACUACCACAUGAGUUUGUUGGAUUGCGCCGAUUAAAACUCCUUAAUUUGAGUGUCAACAAUCUCGAAGGAGAGUUCCCCCACUGGAUUGGUUCAUUUCCUCAACUUCGUCGCCUGUCUCUUAGAAAUAAUAGUUUCACUGGUCUUAUCCCAUCUUCCAUCUCUAACUUGUCAAAGCUAGAGAUCAUAAGUCUUGCGUUCAACCCUCUACAAGGAAACAUUCCCACAGGGAUUUUCAAUAUUUCCUCCCUGCAAAUCAUUGCCCUUAAGGAUAAUGGCCUAUCCGGAGUUCUUCCAAGUGACAUGUGUUACCAUCUUCCUGGACUGAGUUUACUUAACCUAUCAUUUAACAAGUUAUCUGGUCAUUUACCAUCAAGUACUUUAGCUCAAUGUUCGGAACUUCGGGUGCUGUCUUUGUCUGUCAACGAAUUUGGAGGGGCCAUACCAAAAGAAAUUGGAGCACUGAAGAAGCUUGAGGAGCUAUACUUGGGUUACAACUAUUUGGAAGAACUUCGGGUGCUGUCUUUGUCUUUCAACGAAUUUGGAGGUUCCAUACCAAAAGAAAUUGGAGCGCUGAAGAAGCUUGAGGAGCUAUUCUUGGGUAACAACUAUUUAGAAGGUCAAAUUCCAAAAGAGAUUGGUAAUUCAACUAUGAUUAAAAUACAAAAUUUUGCAUACAACAACUUAACAGGUGUAAUACCACGAGAGAUUGGUAGCUGGUACUUUCUCCAACAACUCGAAAUGGAAUUCAAUGGCUUAACUGGUUCCAUACCAGUAGAGAUCUUCAACCUCUCAAAGUUGAAUAUUAUGUCACUUACACAAAAUCAACUAUCAGGCAAUCUUCCAUCAACAUUCGGUUAUAGGCUUCCCAAUUUAGAAUACCUUUAUCUCGACAUUAAUUACCUUUCUGGAGCAUUACCUAGUUCAAUCUCAAAUUCUUCUAAUCUCCGUCACAUAGAAUUUGGCGGUAACAAGUUCACGGGUCCAAUUCCCAUUUCCAUGGGAGACCUGAGGUUCCUUGAAGAGCUGCAUCUAGGCGGCAACCUCUUAGUGAGCGACUCCUCAUCUCCAGAGUUGACCUUCAUCACUUCAUUGACAAAAUGCCAAUAUUUGUCAAUAUUGGACUUCAGUGACAAUCCAUUGAAUGGGAUCAUUCCAGACUCACUCAGUAAUCUUUCAACUUCCUUUGAAAAACUACACGCACCAAAUUGCAAAAUAAAGGGCAGCAUUCCUGAUGGAAUUGGAAACUUGAGAAGUUUGAUCCUAUUAGAUCUAUCAAACAAUGACUUAACUGGGUCGUUGCCAGCUACAAUAAAAGAUUUUCAAAAGCUUCAAUACAUGGGUCUCAGUAUGAACAAACUAAUUAGCAGAGUUCCCUUGCAUUUUCUUUGUGCUCUCCACAACUUGGAUACAAUGAACCUUGGACAAAAUCAAUUUAUGGCCUCAAUUCCAAAGUGCUUCGCAAAUCUUACUUCCCUGAGGCAUCUCAACCUAAGUCACAACAGACUAUAUUCUGCUCCACCUGAGGAAAUAUGGAACCUGAAAGAUCUCUUGGAGCUUGACCUCUCCUCAAAUCUGCUGAGUGGAUCUUUGCCAUAUGCUAUUACGAAUAUGAAGAUGGCAAAUUGGGUAGAUUUGUCAACCAAUCAGUUCUCAGGUGGCAUUCCUAACUCAAUUGGAGAUAUGCAGAACCUGCAAAAUCUUUCUCUAGCACACAACAAAUUGCAAGGAUCAAUUCCAGAAUCGAUUGGCAAGAUGUUAAGCUUGGAGUCAUUGGAUCUAUCACAUAACUUUCUCUCUGGAUCAAUUCCAAUGUCAAUGGAGAACCUUCGGUAUCUUAGACAUUUUAAUGUCUCUUUUAACAAUUUAAGUGGUGAAGUUCCUUCCAGAGGGCCUUUUAUCAACUUCACUGCCGAAUCCUUCACUUCAAAUCAAGCCCUCUGUGGAGCUCAAAGGUUUCAUGUUCCCCCAUGUCCAAAUAAUUCAGCUCACAAAUUGAGAACAAAAAAGCUGCAUCGAAGAACUUUUAUUCUAUUGGGGAUGAUAAUAGCAGUGGGAGCCGUGUCCUUUGGAUUUGUUUACCUGAGAUAUCGAAAGAAAGAUGUAUUUUCCAGUGGAGCAGAUUUAUCCUUAGUUGCAAUGCCAGAAAGAAUUUCAUUUUUUGAACUUCUACAAGCAACUAAUGGGUACAAUGAAAGCAAUUUGUUGGGGGCUGGAAGCUUUGGAUCUGUUUAUAGAGGUACUCUUGAUGAUGGAAGGGUUGUGGCUGUUAAAGUGUUCAAUUUACAAGUCGAUGGAGCGUUCAAGAGUUUUGAUGUAGAAUGCGAAAUGUUGCGCAAUCUUCGCCAUCGAAACCUCACAAAAGUUAUUAAUGGCUGCUCUAAUCCUGAAUUUAAGGCAUUAGUGCUUGAGUUCAUGCCUAAUGGGAGUCUUGAGAAGUGGUUGUAUUCUCACAAUUAUUUUCUGGAUAUAAUUCAAAGAUUGGACAUAUUGAUUGAUGUGGCAGGUGCAUUGCAAUAUCUACACUGUGAGUAUGCAACUCCAGUAAUUCAUUGUGAUCUGAAGCCAAGUAAUGUCCUACUAGAUCAAGACAUGGUUGCCCAUCUAAGAGAUUUUGGCCUUACAAAGCUGUUGAACGGGGAAAACAGCAUCACAUACACUGAAACACUCGCCACGCUUGGCUAUCUCGCACCAGAGUAUGGGUUGGAAGGAUUAGAGUAUCAGCAAAAUGUGACAUCUACAGUUUUGGAAUCAUGAUAAUGGAAGUCUUCACGAGAACAAAUCCCAAUAGUGAAAUGUUUGGUGAAAAACUGAGCCUGAAGAGCUGGGCGGCUAAUUCAAUACCUGAUGGAUUAGCUAAUGUCAUAGAUGUUAAUUUGCUAGAGGAAAGUGAUGAAUACUUUGUUGAAAAGCUAAGCUGCAUAGCCUCAAUCAUGAAAGUGGCUCUAGGCUGCACGAUGGAGUCUCCAAGAGAGAGAAGCAGCAUACAAGAUGUUCUUGUUGCACUGAAAAAGAUCAAGCUUCAGUACACGAGUCCCCUGUGUUCGGCGACUUAGUGGUGCAUGCAUGUUCUCUGAGCAAGAUUGCAACCUUCUUCUUGAUUGUCUCAUUAGGUUAUAAAUUUGUAGUGGUAUUCAUAGAGUACAUGUUAGAAAAACCCUAUAAUAAUUAACAGUGUAAGUUGAUUAUCUCACUCUGUCUUUUCUUA
Molecule: messenger RNA, 3535 nt
Organism: Coffea eugenioides
Lineage: Eukaryota; Viridiplantae; Streptophyta; Magnoliopsida; Gentianales; Rubiaceae
Product: probable LRR receptor-like serine/threonine-protein kinase At3g47570
Exons: 5
Coding region: 61-3084 (1007 amino acids)
Biological process (GO): protein phosphorylation
Molecular function (GO): receptor serine/threonine kinase binding; protein kinase activity; ATP binding
Source: RefSeq, a predicted model, not a curated record